UUCACAGGUUAAAGGAGUCUGACCUGCUCUGACUCGGUCCUGAGCCAUCUGGUGAUGUGACAGCGUCCAGGACUCUGUGAUGGAGCUCCAGGAGUUGGGCUGGCUCUGCCUGUUGGCUCUCUUUUUGGCUUCCCUGCUUAUCGUCCUGACAUGGCUGUUUCAGUACUCGCACAGCUUUCUGCUGUUGUGGAGGACCAGGAAGACAUCCGAGUGGGAUGAGGGUGAUGCUGCCUGGCAGCAGCAGGUCCCCCUGACACAGUCCCACCAGAGCCAGGCUGGAGGUGUGUGGGGGUUCCUGCUGAAGCUCCGCUCAGGCAGGGAUGGAGGAGCUGCAUCUGAGGUUGGACUCAAGGGCUUGCUGCGUACUCUGUUCUCCUUCAGAUGCUUCAAGAAGCACUGGCAGAGAACCUGGAUCGAAGCUCUGAAUGAGCAGGCCUGCAGACACGGGAGCUCCAUCCAGAUCACUUUUGACAGCAGUCUCCAGUUAGCUGUUGCCACGGCAGUAGACAGUGUUAUCUGCACUGAACAAUUGUCACACCGCAUGGUUUUACACUGUAAAUGUUGGGUGGACACAGUGACAUUUCCUGUGAUGGUCACUCAGCAGUCAGCAGCUACCGUUUCCAUGGACACCUAUCAGGUCACUACAGCACCUAUGAUGGCAAAGAUGCUGGUGUGUUUGCAGGAGGUGGAGGAUGAGGGAUUGCUGAUGUCCUGGACCCUUUCCAAGCAGACAGAAUUUCCUCUGACGGUGUCUCCGUGCCGGCUGCAGAGACAGAGCACUGAAAGUGAGGCAGACCUGGAUGUGAUUAAGGGACUGAUAAAGGACACUCUGUUCAGAUCUCAACCAACUAUGGUCCUCAGUCUCAAGGCUUGUGCUUCCAGUCCUUUGAUUCACAUAGAUCAUCUGUCUGGGGAAUUGAACCCAGUGCCUGAGAGUGUCGUGAUACGUCAGCUGCUGCUUCGGCAGCUCAGAGCGACUGUCAGUAAAGGUCAGUUGUCUCCAACAGGGGAGCUGUGCUGUGUCCUGAAUUUGGACCAACCCAUCAUAGAAAGCAUGACGCGCUUCAUGUCUGUGCCCGACAACCCCUGUCUGUCACUGGAGUGGAAUGAAGACGUUAAUCUGGAUGUGAGCCCAGAAACCAAAGAGCUGAGAAUCAGACUUCUGGAGCGGAACGGCAAAAGAGAACAAUACCUGCCUGGCCAUGCCUCCAUAGCCUUGGACCCUCUGUACAGACUUCCUACUGGACAGCAUAUGCUGUCAAUAAGUCCCGGGCAUGGAUUGGCACCUACUGCUAACGUCACAGCAGAGCUCUUGUAUGUGGACACCGAGUUGCCUCGCAGAGGCCACGGUGAUGCACCUUGUUCAUCACUUACACCCACAAAGAAAGUUGAUGUGGAUCGAGCCAUCAUGCCAGACGGAACCAUUGUCACUACUGUCACAACUGUCCAGUCUCGGAUCAAAAUGGAACGUAGUCCAGGUGAUUCGCCCUUGUGUUCACCAUCCAAAGUGGAGGUGACUGAGAAAACACCCAGAAUCCUCUCUGAUAUCACAGGAAGCAGCAGUCCCAAUCCUUGCCAGGGUACAACAGGCCUCUCUAAUGGCUUGGACCCUGUUGCAGAGACGGCAAUCAGGCAACUGACGGAAUCCGCCCACAAAGUAGCACGGAAGACACCGACAAAGAGGAGUACGCUGAUUAUCUCAGGAGUGACAAAGGUUCCACUCUCUGAAAAUGACUGUGUGUUGUCGAGCGGCUAUGCUGCAGCUAUGGACGCCGCCAUGCACAGCAACCAUUAUGGAGCAGGACAUCACCAUGACCAGGAUGAGACUACGCCCUCAGACGUGUCGGAGCGUCCAUCUGUGGAUGAUGUGGAAUCGGACACUGGCUCCACCGGCGGCCUGGAAACCCGCAGCCUCAAGGACCAUAAAGUGGGCUUUCUGCAGAGUGGGACAAAGCUGCUGCUCCGCAGAAGACAUCGAGAGAAAGAGUCCUGCUUCAGCCAGUCCCAUGAGGACAUCUCCAGCAUGGGAAGUAACUUUGUUACUGCUACAAUGACCACCCGUAAAACGUCUGGUAGCUUCUCCCGGCGUCUCAUCAAACGCUUCUCCUUCCGUGCAUCAGGCAAAUCAAAAAAAGGCUCUGCUACCAAUGGAGGAGCCAGCUCACUAGAUAACUGACUGCCAUGUUUAGGGUAACACACAGGUAUGGUUGAUAGGGUUGUUGUCAUAAAAACUUUCAAAAGAUCCAGUACAUCGUCCAGAUAAUGGAUAAAACACCCUGGGUAGGUUUCGCUAGUGCACUUUGAAAAGAGGAUACUGCUGGGAGGGCUUUCCUAUGGAUUAGAAUUGCUGCCUCUUCAAGACAGACAUCAUGCUCGAACAAAUCACCGAUGUUUCAAAUCCAUUUGAGCGUCAUGGCUUUCACACAAAACUCCACUACUUAUUGGGUUGAGGGUAAUAAUUUUGAUAAAAUUCUCUACCCUGUUUGAGUAGGAGCUAUAGAUGGGGUGUGUAACCAACAGUGGAAAUCUGUUUAAAAUGUGUAAUAGUAAAAAAAGCUGGUUGUACCUUUGGUUGUAGGUUACAUAGCACAUAGAAAAUUUUGGGGGGUGUACACGAGUAAUUUGUUAUUAAAUAAGUGUGCUUUAUUUUGUUCAAAUAUGACAUAAUUAUUGAAUUACACUGUAAAAUAGUCAUUGCUGUGUUUUUCCAUGCAAGAGAUUUUUAACAACAUAGUUUUCGUUCCCUUACUUAAGCUAUCUUCCUCUAGUUGUAAUGUCUGUUGUAUUUGCUUAUACAUUGGUUAUAGAGUGUCUGAUGAUGUAUUUUGCAUAAAAAAGAAAUGGACUAUGAUUUAUUUUAUUAAGAUAUUAUUAAGGUAUUUUCAGUAAAUUGUUCAUUGUAAGGUUAGCUCUUAAAUAAAUUUAAUUUGCCUCAA
Thalassophryne amazonica is the source of this 2936-nucleotide messenger RNA. It is a transcript of the gene c2cd2l, whose product is annotated as c2cd2 like. Gene Ontology annotation, cellular component: cytoplasmic side of apical plasma membrane. The coding region runs from base 80 to 2176 and encodes 698 amino acids. Gene Ontology annotation, biological process: positive regulation of insulin secretion involved in cellular response to glucose stimulus. The transcript has 14 exons. Lineage: Eukaryota; Metazoa; Chordata; Actinopteri; Batrachoidiformes; Batrachoididae. Gene Ontology annotation, molecular function: phosphatidylinositol transfer activity; phosphatidylinositol binding. The record is from RefSeq and is a predicted model, not a curated record.